Messenger RNA from Culex pipiens pallens (northern house mosquito), 2659 nucleotides. It is a transcript of the gene Wnt6, whose product is annotated as protein Wnt-6. The transcript has 4 exons. Gene Ontology annotation, biological process: multicellular organism development; canonical Wnt signaling pathway; neuron differentiation. The coding region runs from base 951 to 2270 and encodes 439 amino acids. Gene Ontology annotation, molecular function: frizzled binding; cytokine activity. Gene Ontology annotation, cellular component: extracellular region. Lineage: Eukaryota; Metazoa; Arthropoda; Insecta; Diptera; Culicidae. The record is from RefSeq and is a predicted model, not a curated record.
CUAGGACGUGGCCGGGCAACCCGAAGUUCUUUUUGGACCCUGAAGUGUGUCUGUGAAGUAGUGUCCGCGCGACGACGGCGGAUUUUCGAAGGUGCCACGUGAAAGUUUUUCCGGAACGCGCAAUAUCCGCGAAGAAAGCGCAGAGGUCUACGCGCGUAGGGUGGUCUUGGAAGUAAGCCCCCCCAGGGGAACCAGGUAGUCCCUCGUGGUGUGUGUUAGUGUGUGUGUGUGAGAGAGUGAGGGGGGUCCCACUUACCCCGCCCAUCGCCCCGUCUGCGAGACCAAUGGAGUUGAUAUUGCGGUUCACACGCAACCCAUCGACGCGACCUCCGCGAAAUUAAUGUCUUCCUUUUCACCGAAAAUGACUUCCAAAGUGAAUAAUUACUCAUUGACACAAAAGCAGCAGCAGCAACUACGGUGUUGGUGGUGGUGCUGGUGGGCCGCAAUCAUAAUUAAGGCCAACGACGGCCCAAUCCUGGCCACGACGGAACCAAGACCCCAGCAGCAACUCCAUCGUCAGAAACAGUGCGGCCAAGUCCAAGAAGUCGUCGUGUGAUAACUGCCCCGAGGGGCACGAAUUUUGCGAAGAAAAGAAAAACGGUUCCCAGCCCGCGGGGCCGAACCAGUGGUCCAAAGUCACCCCCCACACUACCCCUCCGUUUCAGAGGGGGGGAUCCCGCGAAGUAAUUGAUGACUGUAAAUCCCAAGUGACGCCUGUGAUUCGAGUUGGGGAUCACGACUUAAUUAAAAUUCAAUAAAAUCAAUACGCAAGAGAAAUCCCCGAACUGCGCGCAGGGUUUUAAAAAGUGAGUGAGUGAGUGAGCGCUGCGUGGAAAUUCACGUGGAAACAGGUGGACGACGAAGACGGUAGUGGCGGUGAGAAAGUGGCUGACAGUGAGAAGAGGACGACGACGACGAAGAAGUGGACGGAGAGCCUAGAGGAGAGCAACAUGCGUUUUGUGCUGAUUGCAAUUUAUUUGAUAUUAAUUAUGCCCAUCACCGGGUCUUGGUGGGCCGAGGGCAGCAACAUCCUGCUGGAUCCGGCGCAGGUCUGCGAGGGUAACACGCACCGGAACAACCGGAAGGCGAAGCGGCUGACCGGCAAGCUGGCGGAGAUCUGCAAGAACGACACCUCGCUGAUGCGCGAAAUCAAGCGCGGCAUCAACCUGGGCUUCCGCGAGUGCGAGAACCAGUUCCGGAACAACAUGUGGAACUGCUCGUGGACGAUCAAGCGCAGCAUGCGGAGGAUACUGACCAAGGAUACCCGCGAAACGGCGUUCGUUCACGCAAUCACGGCCGCCGGCAUCACGUACGCCGUCACGAAGGCCUGCACGAUGGGCGACCUGGUCGAGUGUUCCUGCCAGAACCACGUCAAGAAGAGCGUCCAGCAGUACGUCAACGGAAACGCGCAGCCCCUGCCGGUGUCGGCGUUGACCACCUCCACAGCGACCGGCAUCAGCCCGAAAGGUCCUCGAAGGACACCGGCGAAAAAUGGGCGCAAAAUGAACGCCCGCAACACGAUGCUGAUCACGUCCUACGCCAACUACAACAACCUGCCGCCGCCGGCGGCGACGAUGAGUUCCGGCGGGGGAAACCGGAAGGAUGUGCUCAAGUCACUGCAGAAGAACCAGCAGAAGCCGAGCAAAACUAAUGGGAACGGACAGGAUGGAAGCUGGGAGUGGGGUGGCUGCGAUGAUAAUGUCAACUUUGGCUUCCGGAAGUCGAAGGACUUUUUGGACGCUCGGUUACGGAAGAAGAGCGACAUACGGACGCUGGUAAAGUUGCACAAUAAUAAUGCUGGGCGAUUGGCCGUCAAGCAGUUCAUGCGGAUGGAGUGCAAGUGUCACGGCCUGUCCGGCUCGUGCACGAUGCGCACCUGCUGGAUGAAGAUGCCCCCGUUCUCGGAGGUGGGUUCCCGCCUCAAGGAACACUUUGACGGCGCCACGAAGGUGAUCGCGCGCAACGACGGCCACAGCUUCAUGCCGGACGACCCUUCGAUCAAACUGCCCACGAAGCGGGAUCUGGUCUACACCGAAGAUUCGGACGACUUUUGCGAGGUGAACGCGAAAACGGGCUCGCUGGGGACGCACGGCCGGGAGUGUAACAUAACCUCGAACGGGGUGGACGGGUGUAAUCUGAUGUGCUGCGAGCGGGGUCAAGCGAGGAAGCAUGUGGAGAUCAAGCGGAACUGCAAGUGCAGCUUCAAGUGGUGCUGCGAGGUCACGUGUAGCACCUGCAUUGACAUCAAGGAGGUUUACACCUGUAAAUAGGUCUCGGUCUGUUUCUUUCUCUCUCUCUCUCUCUCUAUCCAAGUGAAUAUCCGGAAGACUGAUCCAAGUGACAACGGCGGAGGACCCAAAGGGAAUGAUGACGUGGGGGCGUAAAUUUGGCUGUACUGUGAGGACUGUGAGGACACCUCUGAUUCUUGAAGAAUCGGAGGUGUUUAGAAAUUGGCAUGGAAUCGACCCAAAUCGAAACGAAGUAUUGUUGUGUUAUGGCAGUGUACUUACUUACCAGAUCUUUGAAAUAAGCUUUAAUCAAUCUGUAGCAACUUAGGAAGCAUUUUAAGAAAAAUAAAAAAAAAAUCGCCGCAACCACUAAUAACUAGGUUAUGUUUGCAAUAUUUAUUGUUAAGUGUGAUUAAAUCCGGCUUACGAAA